GAUUUGAGAUCUUCUUCUUCUUCUUCUUCUUCACAAUCUUUUUCAUCCUCUUCAUUAUUUUCCUCCUCUUUUAAUUUCUGAGCAUCCUCUAUGGCGGUUUUACCUAGAAGCUCCUCCAGCUUGGAAUUGACCAUGUCUGUCCCAGGUUUUGCUUCUUCACCAACCCUUCCACUGUUUGGUAUUACAGUGAAGGAAUUGGACAUAAACCAAGUACCUCUAGAAGAAGAUUGGAUGGCAUCAAACAUGGAAGACGAAGAAGAAAGCAGCAACGGAGACCCUCCCCGCAAGAAACUCCGUCUCACGAAGGAACAGUCCCGUCUCCUUGAAGAAAGCUUCAGACAAAACCACACUUUAAACCCAAAGCAGAAAGAGGCUUUGGCAAUGCAACUGAAGCUGCGACCAAGGCAAGUGGAGGUGUGGUUUCAGAACCGUAGGGCCAGAAGCAAGCUGAAGCAGACAGAGAUGGAGUGUGAGUACCUAAAGAGGUGGUUUGGGUCACUGACAGAGCAGAACCGAAGGCUUCAGCGGGAAGUUGAGGAACUGAGGGCUAUGAAGGUGGGUCCACCCACUGUCAUUUCUCCUCACACUUGCGAGCCACUCCCAGCAUCCACACUCACCAUGUGUCCCCGCUGUGAGCGCGUCACCACCACCGCCGACAAAGCCGCCACCGUCGCCGCCACUUUGUCCGCUAAAGUACCUUCGCCUUCCCUUCAAUCUCGUCAACCUUCUGCGGCUUGUUGA
This is a messenger RNA of Abrus precatorius (Indian licorice), 741 nucleotides long. Its product is annotated as homeobox-leucine zipper protein HOX3-like. The record is from RefSeq and is a predicted model, not a curated record. Gene Ontology annotation, biological process: regulation of DNA-templated transcription. Lineage: Eukaryota; Viridiplantae; Streptophyta; Magnoliopsida; Fabales; Fabaceae. The coding region runs from base 91 to 741 and encodes 216 amino acids. Gene Ontology annotation, molecular function: sequence-specific DNA binding; DNA-binding transcription factor activity, RNA polymerase II-specific. The transcript has 4 exons.